This is a messenger RNA of Nymphaea colorata (pocket water lily), 432 nucleotides long. RefSeq names its product mitochondrial dicarboxylate/tricarboxylate transporter DTC. The record is from RefSeq and is a predicted model, not a curated record. Bases 1 to 432 code for a protein of 143 amino acids. The transcript is spliced from 3 exons. Lineage: Eukaryota; Viridiplantae; Streptophyta; Magnoliopsida; Nymphaeales; Nymphaeaceae. Gene Ontology annotation, molecular function: oxoglutarate:malate antiporter activity.
AUGAUAGCCACCUCUAGCGACAUCUUCAAGAAGGAAGGAGUUCGUGGAUUCUAUCGCGGACUUGACUCCGCCCUCGUCAGGCAAAUCUUCUACACCACCACCCGUAUGGGCAUCUACAAGACCAUCUCCGAAGAAAAGGGAUACUGUGCCAGCAUUGCCGGCUUCAUCGGCGCCCUCUUCGCCAAUCCCGCAGACCUGGCUCUCGUCCGCAUGCAAGCCGAUAACCAACUGCCAGUCGCAGAGCGCAGAAACUACAAAAACGUCUUCGAUGCCUUUAGACAAAUCGCAAAGGAGGACGGAGUGGCAGGACUAUGGAGAGGUGCACGCCUACAGUCAUUAGAGCAGUCGUGCUCAACCUGGCAAUGCUUGCCAGUUACGACGAAGCUAAGGAAAAAGUGCUCGAUUAUCUUGGAACAAAGCAGGAAACAUUAG